AUGGGCUCCCUCAGCGUGACAGUGACUACUGACUGUAUAUAUUACUCGAUACUGUACUUCGUGGGGCUAAAAUAUUCCACUGCUACCAUUGCAUCUGCGCUCACCAAUAUGCUCCCCGCUUUCACCUUCAUUCUCGCUGUCCUCUCCGGACGAGAGUGUGUGAGAAUCAAGACGAAAGCUGGGCAAGCUAUGGUGUUAGGGACUGUUGUGGGUGUUGGAGAAGCGCUUUUCUUAUCAUUUUACCAUGGCAAAGCCAUCAAUCUAGGCCGUUCUCACUGGGAAUAUGCAGAGAAAGCGGGACGAGCAAGCUCCAUGUCCGAAACAAAUUCGUUAUUUGGUCCUCUCUUAGUCAUUGGGAGUGCUCUUAUUUGGGCUCUUUGGUUCGUAAUCCAAGCAAACUUAUGCAAGAAGUACCCAGCUCCUUGCAACAGCAUCACGUACAUGUGUUUCCUGGCAAGCAUAGAAUGUGCGGCCAUUGCUUUGUGUUUUGUACGCAAACCCUCAGCUUGGUCACUCGCCAAUUCUGUGAGACUCGCAUCUGCACUUUAUGCGUGUAUAGUUUGCACUGGGGUAGCUUGUAGUCUAAUGUCGUGGGCUAUUGAGAGGAAAGGCGCUCUUUUCAUGUCUGUGUUCAGCCUGAUGCAACUCGUCAUCACUGCUCUUGUCAGUUGGGCGUUACUUGGCGACAAGUUACAUGCUGGAACCGCCAUAGGAUCCGUGUUGAUAGUUUUGGGGAUGUAUUCUGUAUUGUGGGGAAAGACCAACGCGGGAGACGCAAUUCAGAAGACUGAAGAUGAAGCGUUGACGCAGAACGGAAACGACUCGAUGCACCUUGGCUGCAGGGCUUCGGAUGAGAACCAUAAUACUGCUGUUUAA
Molecule: messenger RNA, 876 nt
Organism: Neltuma alba
Lineage: Eukaryota; Viridiplantae; Streptophyta; Magnoliopsida; Fabales; Fabaceae
Product: WAT1-related protein At1g09380-like
Exons: 6
Coding region: 1-876 (291 amino acids)
Cellular component (GO): membrane
Molecular function (GO): transmembrane transporter activity
Source: RefSeq, a predicted model, not a curated record